Molecule: messenger RNA, 290 nt
Organism: Staurois parvus
Lineage: Eukaryota; Metazoa; Chordata; Amphibia; Anura; Ranidae
Source: the annotation of a GenBank genome assembly
UCGAUCAUGUGAUCAGCUGUGUCCAAUCACAGCUGAUCCCAUCACUGAUGAUCAGUGUAGCCCCAGCAGUGUUACCUGUCAGUGUCCAUCAAUGCCAGCUGUCAGUGCUCAUCAGUGCCACGUGCCAGUGCCACAUCAAUGCCAUAUAUCAGUACCUACCAGUGCACAUCAAUGCAACAUAUCAGUGCCCAUCUGAGCUGCCAAUCAGUGUCACCUAUCAGUGCCAGUCAGUGCCGCCUAUCAGUGCCAGUUAGUGCCGACUAUCAGUGUGCAUCAGUGCUGACUAUCAG